AUGCCUUAUGUCUAAUAUCUCUAUUAUCAACAGAAACUUCCAUAAAAUUUUGAAUAGGGUAACUCAUCCUCCUAAAUGAUAAUUAGUACGUCAUCAUGAGGACCCAAUCUCCGCCUAAGGGACGAGAAGAUCAAUCGCAGAAUAGUAGGAUGUGGUACCUUAAGUCAACCGUGAAACGUUAGAACGAUACAUAAUGAUGAUUGUCAACGAAGAUGAAACUUUUCAUGAUAAAAUAGCAAAUCUAAAAUAUAGCAAUUAGUCAACUUUAUUUAAUCUGCUUGAGAUGUUGGUCCACAAAUAGAAGUGUCAAUAGAAGAGCAGAGAGGAGCUAGUUAAGUUUUGCUUACGUAAAGCAUUGAAAUUUAUAUUCAAAAGAGUUUAAGAGAAAUAUGAUAAAACAAGUAAUUAAUAUGAUCAUAUUUGAAGAGACAAAUUUGAAAUCUGCUCAAAAAAUAUUCAUGACUCUUGUGGAGAAGGAAACUUCAACCAUCAUUAUGCUGCCAUUUAGAAAAAAUAGCAAAAAUAAAACAAUGAAUUCAGAUUUUUUAAAAUAAAUUUUCUCUUCGAAAACAUUUGUUACUUACUACAAAGAAUUCUUAAGUAAAUUUUCUUAGUAUUUUAGACUCUUUGGAAUAAGAGAUACAAAAAGAUUCCAACAAAAAAAUUGCCACUCUCUGCAAUAAAAUUAUGAAUCAUAUUCAAGAUGGAAAAAAUGUAUAAUUACAUAUCAAAUAAUUAUAUAGUUUGAAUUCGACGUUAAAAGAUUACCAUGGUCUCGUUCAAACGUAGAAAAAGUAAAACAGGCUGCUUAAGAAAUGUUACUUUAUUCAAAUUUUGAGAUUAAGUGA
Paramecium octaurelia is the source of this 848-nucleotide messenger RNA. NCBI's taxonomy places the organism in Eukaryota, Ciliophora, Oligohymenophorea, Peniculida, Parameciidae. The record is from the annotation of a GenBank genome assembly.